Paramormyrops kingsleyae is the source of this 3081-nucleotide messenger RNA. RefSeq names its product transmembrane p24 trafficking protein 5 (gene tmed5). NCBI's taxonomy places the organism in Eukaryota, Metazoa, Chordata, Actinopteri, Osteoglossiformes, Mormyridae. The record is from RefSeq and is a predicted model, not a curated record.
UUUCCGCUUUCUGUUCCGUCCUCAUAUUUCUUAGUGUUGUCUCAGGAGUUAUGAUGGCAUAUAAGUCUUCUGCGUGUUCUUUUAAAAAUCGAAAUUCGCAAAUUAUGUAGGUGGCUAAAUUAAUGGGUAUUUCUGAGCUGUAAAACAUGUAGCCGAUGUCGGGACUAUUUCCCACGUUUGUUCACUUUUAUUUUUGAUUUUAUUUCAAAGGGGAUGGGUGCAAGCUAAAUAGAAAGGAUAUAGUCAUGUAUGUAACUGCAGAUUUUAAAACUGACAUGACAGUUAUUCUUUUCAAUUUCCUUGUCUUACUUUCUGAUACGUACACAGCCGAUAAGGUGUCCUGCCGCACACUACAUUUACUGACACUAUUAGGAAUGUGUGAAAUAUGUUAUGUGACAUUUAUAUUCGUCAUUUUUGGCAGACAUCCGGCCGGCAGAGGGCGGCAGAGGGCCACGCACGAUUGGCUACCGUAGAGCUUAAGCGCACCGUAGAAAAGUCUUUCCGCCGGUCGGAAGGGGACGCAGUCGCUCCGCUGCAGCUCAGUGCUUCGGCUUUCCUGUUCGUCGCCGUCGGCGCAGACCCGUAAUCAUGGGCGCCUUUGCGGUGCUGGCGGCUUUAUUCGUGUCGGUGUCCGUCGCCGAGGUGGGGGCGGCCUUCUCACAGUCCUUGGACAGCGACUUCACCUUCACCCUGCCCGCCGGCCGCAAGGAGUGCUUCUUCCAGACCAUGAGGAAGGACGCCUCCCUGGAGAUCGAGUACCAGGUGCUUGACGGGGCAGGCCUCGACGUGGACUUCUCCCUUUCUUCGCCCAGUGGACACGUGCUGGCCAGGGACCACAGGAAGUCGGACGGCGUUCACACGGUGGAGACGGACGACGGGGACUACAUGUUCUGUUUUGACAACACCUUCAGCACUGUCUCUGAGAAGAUCAUCUUCUUCGAGCUAAUCCUGGACAACAUGGAGGACGUGGAAGGCGACCAGGACUGGAAGGAAUACGUCCACGGGACGGACCUGCUGGACAUGAAGCUGGAGGACAUCAUGGACACCAUCAACAGCGUCAAAGCGCGGCUGGGGAAGAGCCUGCAGAUCCAGACGGUGCUGCGUGCGUUCGAGGCUCGCGACCGUAACCUGCAGGAGAGCAACUACGAGCGUGUCAACACCUGGUCCUGCGUCAACCUGCUGGUCAUGGUGCUGGUGUCCGGCCUGCAGGUGUACCUGCUGCGCAGCCUCUUCGACGACAAGCGCAAGAAUCGCACGUAGCAUCCACAUGCUUUGGGGGGGGGGGUGGCUGGAGUCUGACUUUACAUUUGGUCGGGGGGGGCCUACCCUCCUCAUCUCUGCACGGCCGACGGACCACACACACACUCUCGCGCACACACACACACACACACACGCUGUGAGGCACAUUCUUCCAAGCUCUGUCCAUCCAUCCACUCUUCUCUAAUGGCCUGAGGUCAGUGGGACAUCCUUUGCUUGUCACUCUAGAGUCUUUGUCUCCAGUUUCACACUGUUGAGUUGCUGGACGCGACACUCGUUAAAAUCCUUGGGACUGUUUGGCAUUCUUCCCAAUAUCCAGGUUCCCAAUCUAGGGGUUUUAAUUAGAUCUCCAUGCUGCUGACCUAACGGAGAUUGAGACCCAGGGCUUUAUUUUUAGUUGGAAAAUGAAUUACUUUUAUAUUAAUCUUAAUCUGUAAGAAAUAGGUCAUAUUUAAUGCUUUGUAUGUCUAUUUGACACUAACCCCUAAUAUGUUGACCAUGUGACUGUUUACAGGCCUCCAGGCUGUACUUGCUGUCACCCCACUGGUGACAGCAUCCUGUCCUUUAGUGAGACAGGAAGUGCGACCCCUAUAGUGUGCUGUCGUGUACUGCACAUAGCCUGCAACCAGAGCCUGCAGAGAUAAAUGCAGACUGGCUCUCUACUGAAUCUACGUCCGGAUAGGGGCGGAGAGGAAGUGAGAAGCAGCCAUUAGAUCCUCUGCAUGCAUCAUUUAUGGGCCGUAAGCGAUGACGGGCCUGGCGCUGCACUGACACACCUCUGCUUUCGCUCCUGAAGGGGGGGCACCGUGGAUCCGAGUUCCUGUGUUUCCAUCUAUAGUGCAGAAAGGCAUUCCUGUGUAGGAUGUGGAACCUGUAAGCAGGGGGCAGAACCGCAUUGUGGGUCUGCUAGUCAGUCUGCAUCCAGGCUGAAUGGGAUCUAGGGGCAAAUAAAAUGGUAGGCAGAUGCUUACUCAGCUCACUGCAGUAACAAAGGGAGUCCAGUAUAAAAUGCUGCAAAUUCUUGUGGGCAAAACGUAGAAAGAAAUGGUAGCAUUAAUUCACCCGAGCCAUUUCUGUGACCCAAACACGAUGGGGUCAGUGGCAGAGGGACCCCUUUCUGUUUGCUAAUAACUCAGGAUAAUGUUACAGUGCCGCUGAGCGUGAACCUUGGACUUAACAGGAGAUAGGAAUUGCUGCAGGUUUGGAGAAAGACUACUAAAAUCUGUCCCUGACGUCACAGCAGGCUAGGGGAUUGGGGUCCCAGCCUGACCUGAGAGGGGUUCAGCUAUAUAAAGGGAUGGUACCAUAGCACUGUAUGCUAAAUUAGCUCCUGGGCUGCGCAUUUCAUGCUAAGCAACGCCUUAAGUUACUAAUGUCAGGCAAGACUGUGGCACAUACAGCCAGGAGUCUGGGAAGAUGAGCACAACUUAGACCAAUCUUCAUGCUGCGCUUGUCUGCAUGCAACACGGAUCCCUGUGAGCAGAUGAAUAAACACACCUUAAGAGUCCAGCCUUUGUACUCACGGAUCUCUGUCAAAGGCCUGUUUAUGCAAGUGAAUCGAUGUUGAGCUCAAAAUGUGAACGGACUCGUUUCCCACGAGGGAGGCAGACUGCUGCGUCUUGGCCACCAGGGCGGCGACUCGCAAGCGGCUGCCCUGCGCGCGGCAUGAUCCUGCGCCCUGUCGCCGCUCUGUACCCCUCCGUCUAAGUGCCUCCAUUUUUACCGUCAGUAUUUGUAUUCGCUGGUUUUACUCGCACCUGCUUUAUAUUCAGGCAGACUGAGUGUAACGUGACUAAAGUCAAAUAAACGUUUAUCGUUCAUAUA